CCCAAUCGAGCGCCGAGCUCCCAAGCUGCUAGGCAUUGCGGCGCGAUUGAGCGAGCUAUCGAUAAGGUCCCAUUCAUCCCCCCCCCCGGAAGUGAAGGGGAAAAAAGGAGAACAGCAGGGAGGGAAGCGCGCAGGGCGGCCGGAGGAGUCGGGGAAGAGCUCCUGGCCCUGCAAGGAGGAAGGCUGAGCUGGGCUCCUGGGCUGCUCUGAGGCCGUGUUUCCGCCGCAGAUUCCCAGUGGUGGUGGCUGGAUCCCAGCUGCAGGAAGGAUGUUUCAUGGAAUCCCAGCAACCCCUGGGAUGGGCGCCCCUGGGAAUAAGCCGGAGCUCUACGAGGAAGUGAAGCUCUACAAGAACGCCCGGGAGCGCGAGAAGUAUGACAACAUGGCCGAGCUCUUUGCUGUGGUGAAGACGAUGCAAGCGCUGGAGAAAGCUUACAUCAAGGACUGUGUCACCCCCAGCGAGUACACGGCGGCCUGCUCCCGCCUCCUCGUCCAGUACAAGGCUGCAUUCAAGCAGGUGCAGGGCUUGGAGAUCAACUCCAUUGACGACUUCUGCCGCAGGUUUCGGCUGGAUUGCCCGCUGGCCAUGGAGAGGAUCAAGGAAGACCGGCCCAUCACCAUCAAGGAUGACAAGGGCAACCUGAACCGCUGCAUUGCAGACAUUGUGUCGCUCUUUAUCACAGUGAUGGACAAACUGCGCUUGGAAAUCCGGGCGAUGGACGAGAUCCAGCCUGACCUCCGGGAGCUGAUGGAGACCAUGAACCGCAUGAGCCACUUGCCCCCCGACUUUGAGGGGCGACAGAAAGUGACCCAGUGGCUGCAGACCCUGAGUGGGAUGUCGGCUUCCGAUGAGCUGGACGACUCUCAAGUCCGGCAGAUGCUCUUUGACUUGGAGUCGGCCUACAACGCCUUCAACCGCUUCCUGCACUCCUGAGGAGGACCCCGGGCUGGCCCCGCCCCUCUCGCCAUGGAAAGCAGCUUUGCCGGCACAGAAGGCUGCCCCCCCCCGGUGAAGGCCCCCCCUCUCCUCUGGCCCUGCUGGGAAUUCAAGGACGCUGCUUCUUCUGGGCUAAGCUCCAUGGGAGGGAGGGAGGAAGAGGCCAUUCACAGCAGUGCCCGCUGCCUUCCCCAGAGCCCUCACCCGGUGCAGCCUCUGCCGGGCCGGCAGCUGGCACUCACGGGGGCCUCAGAGAAGGCCGGGCCGAAGCAAAUAAACCCCCUUUCCCCACUA
Messenger RNA from Hemicordylus capensis (graceful crag lizard), 1231 nucleotides. It is a transcript of the gene VPS28, whose product is annotated as VPS28 subunit of ESCRT-I. The coding region runs from base 269 to 934 and encodes 221 amino acids. The record is from RefSeq and is a predicted model, not a curated record. Gene Ontology annotation, cellular component: ESCRT I complex. Gene Ontology annotation, molecular function: protein-containing complex binding. Lineage: Eukaryota; Metazoa; Chordata; Lepidosauria; Squamata; Cordylidae. Gene Ontology annotation, biological process: protein transport to vacuole involved in ubiquitin-dependent protein catabolic process via the multivesicular body sorting pathway. The transcript has 10 exons.